CUGAAGCACAAAUAAUAGCUAGUGACUACCUACCAACUAUUGUAGUAAACACUGAUAAGUCGUGAUAAUAUUUUGCAAAUGAUAACGCUUCAUUAUUAAAUUAUCAUUUCAGUUCGCGAUUAGCUAAGUACACAUAUUCUCUAAAAUGUCGCUAUCAAAACCUGUGAUGAAUUUAGUUGCCUCGUAUUUACAAAACCUUUAUUUAAAUCCAAUAAGAACAAAAUCAAUUACGAGCUGUGUUGUCGGAUGUGCUGGAAGUGUUGCGUCACAAAUAGUAGCAGGGGAUAAUUUGAAGCUCGAUCCUAUAAUUGCAUUUGGAUUAUAUGGGCUAAUAUUUGGAGGAACAAUACCCCAUUUUUUCUAUGAAUUCAUUGAAAGAUUGUUCCCACAUGAAGUAACAGCUUUUCCCCUGGCGAAAAAAUUAAUAUUUGAGCGCCUUAUAUUUGCUCCAAUUAUGCAGGCUUUUUCACUCUACACUCUGGCAAGGUUUGAAGGGAAGACUCAUAAAGCUGCAUUGAAACAGCUUUCAGCAUUAUACUUAACGGUAUUAGAAGCUAACUGGAAGUGGUUAACUUUAUUCCAAGUGAUUAACUUAGCUUUUAUCCCACCAAUGCUAAGAGUUCUUUUUAUGAACUUUGUUGGAUUUGGAUGGGCAAUGUUUCUAGCUACGAAGAGGCGUCAACAAGGAACUAAAAAAGAAUCAUCAUAAUUAUUUUUUAUUAUAAGUGAAAGGUUACGGUCACAAUAUUGGGAUAGAAUACAUAAAUGUUAUCAGGUUGUCAAGAGAUAACUUAUAUUCAUAAUAAAUGUAUGUAGCCUUGGCAUUAUCAUAUUUUGCUCGGCACAAUAAUAUUAAAUUCUUAUAAAAAGAAAUUAUUGAAAUAUAUUUAUUAACUUAAAAGACAUUCCUAUGUGAUUAUACUAUUAAAUUUAGGUUUAUUGUAGAUUAAAACUAUGGGUGAUAUGUUUUAACUAUUUAUUUUACUAUAUUGCUGGCAUUUGUCUAUGUGAAACUUAUCUAUUGAUCUUGAGAUGAAGAUAAUCGACAAAGUCGAAACAUAUAUUUUUUAUAUACUUAUUUGUAUGUUUAUAAUAAAAUUAUUCCACUGA
Molecule: messenger RNA, 1110 nt
Organism: Leptidea sinapis
Lineage: Eukaryota; Metazoa; Arthropoda; Insecta; Lepidoptera; Pieridae
Product: PXMP2/4 family protein 3
Exons: 4
Coding region: 146-709 (187 amino acids)
Cellular component (GO): membrane; cytoplasm
Source: RefSeq, a predicted model, not a curated record